AUGGAGAAAGACAUUACGUCGUUAAAUAGGACUCGUGGUGGAAUCAAGGCGCAAAUAACUAGACUAUUAACGUCAAUAAAGGAUCAGCAGUUUGAGGAUGUUGAAAUAGAAGAAAUUGAAGUCAAGUUGGAUAAAGUGCGUAAAUUAAAUCAACAGUUUGAACUUUUAAGACAAGACUACUACAAAGUUGUGAAAAGAGAUGAAGAUUUAGUGGAAAUUGAAAAUAGCUUCGAGGAUAUCGACUCGGAUCUUCUAAAAUUGGAGUCACCAAAAUCGAAAUUUAUUUCCCAAAGUUUUAAACCACGUACUUUAGUAACAAAGGUAAAUGACACUUCAUCAAGGUGUGCUGUUUGUCGUCUACCAGCAAAUCAUCCUAUCUAUAAAUGCAAAGGUUUUCUUGAUUUAAAUGCUGUGGAACGUUUUAAUAUGGUUAAAAAACUCUCCCUCUGUGUGUUGUGCUUAAAACCAGGGCACAAAUUAGCUUUUUGUCGCCAAUCUAAGUAUUUGUGUAACAUCUGCAAUGGUAAUCACAAUUAUCUCUUGCACAGACAUAGCAAACCUUCGAGCGAAGGAGAAAAUGCUACUCAUUCCGAAGCAAUUCCUUCGGAGCCGAGGACUGAUUUCUCCCCCAAAGAUGUGACCUUGGCCGAUUCACUGCGUACUUCCUCUGCCUGCUUACUUAUAAAAAAUAAAAGCGUUCUACUUCCAACUGCAAUAGUACUUAUUCAGAAUAUUUAUGGCCACUUCUCGAGGGCUAGAGUAAUACUAGAUAGUGCUUCUCAGGCAAACUUUGUAACAAAGCAGUUUGCUGACAGCGCGAAUUUGCGAAAACAAAAAAUAAAUACAUCGGUUUCUGGAUUGGGAGGAAUUUCUACUUCGAUUGAAUAUGAGGCUGUUGCAAAUAUAGCCAAUUGUAAUGGAUCUUUCUGUUUAUCACAAACCUUUUUUGUAAUAGAUAAAAUUACGGAUAUGGUUCCGGCAACAAAUGUUAAUUUAGAGAAUUUAGAAAUUCCACAGGUUAUGCUUGGUGAUCCGGAAUUUACACGGAGUUCCAAAAUCGAUGCCCUUUUGGGUGCUGAAACCUUCUUUGAAAUUGUUAAGGGUGAACAAAUACGUUCAUCUCUAAAUUCAUUAAUAUUUCAAAAUACUGUAUUUGGUUAUGUCGUUGGUGGCUAUGUAAAUACAAAUAAUCAGGAGCCAUGUACUAAUUUAUGUACUUUAGUUUCUCGAAAUGAAAAUAUUGAAAAAGUAAUCGAAAAAUUCUGGUUAGUGGAAAAUAUUAGUGAAGAAAAUACUAUUCUUAGUAGUGAAGAAGAGUUUUGCGAGGCUCAUUUUAAAGAAACCCACACCAGAAAUAAGGAUGGUCGAUUCGUAGUUAAAAUGCCGAUGAAAGAAGGUUUGUUGGGUGAUUCUAAAGCCUUAGCCAACGUUAGACUUAACCAAACAGUUAAGCGACUGCAUAAGAAUCCCAUGAUGCAAAAUUUAUAUAAGGAGUUUAUUGCAGAAUAUGAAAGUUUAGGUCAUAUGGAAAAAGUGAAUAAUGACAUGUGUGAAGGAUCGUAUUAUUUGCCGGAUCAUGGAGUUUACAAACCUGAAAACUCAACCACAAAAUUAAGGGUUGUAUUUAAUGCCAGUGCCCCUAGUACAUCGGGACAAAGUUUAAAUGAUUUGCUUCUUGCCGGUGCAGUGAAAGAAAAUAUUUUUGAAAUAAUGACUAGAUUUAGGACUUAUAAAUACGCAUUUACGGCAGAUAUUAAGAAGAUGUACCGUCAAAUAUUAAUUGAUGAAUCACAGAGAAAUCUGCUAAAAAUAUUAUGGAAGGAUAAUAUGAAUCAGUCUCCAACUACUUAUCGCCUUAACACUGUCACUUACGGCACAAAAUCGGCUCCAUUUUUGGCCAUUCGUUGUUUGAAGCAACUUGCUUUGGAUGAAGCGAAAAAAUUUCCGUUAGCUUCGCAAGUUACGCUAACAGAGGUGUAUAUGGACGAUUUCGUCUCGGGUGCUGCUACUUUAGAAGCAGCCCAGGAAUUACAAAGGCAGUUGAUACAAAUGCUGCAAACUUGUGGCAUGGAGCUUCAUAAAUGGACUUCAAAUUCCUCUGAACUCAUAAAUAAUAGCUCUGAGGAAACUAACCAACAAUAUUUUCUCGUUGAUCGACAUUCUUCAGUAAAGGCUUUGGGUCUGAAUUGGCAACCAAAAGAAGAUUAUUUUCUCUUUAAGGUAGACUUAAAGAUCAAGCCUUUCUACACUAAAAGAGACGUGUUAUCUGUUAUCGCUCGUUUGCAUGAUCCAUUAGGUCUCGUUGGUCCUGUUAUCACAAAGGCCAAAAUUUUCAUGCAAAAAUUAUGGAUCCAACAAUUGAACUGGGAAGAUACUCUCCCUCAGUCAAUUCAGCCAGAAUGGUCGAAUUUUGUGACAUCUUUGAAAGUAAUUGAAAAUCUCAAAGUUCCUAGACAUAUCUUGACAGAAUCUUAUGAAAGAACUGUUAUAGUAGGUUAUGCUGAUGCUUCUGAAGCUGCUUUCGGAGCGGUAGUUUACAUGAAAUCUAUUAUGGAAGAUGGCACAGCUGUCAAUAAACUUAUUGCCAGUAAAUCAAGAGUUGCUCCCAUUAAAGUAAUUUCGAUCCCUCGUUUGGAGUUGUCAGCGUGUCUCCUUCUGUCGCAGUUGAUAGAAAGAAUUCGUCCUUCUCUUCAGAUGCUAAUCAGUGAAGCAAUCUGUUACACCGAUUCAAAAAUUGCACUUGCCUGGAUAAAGACACCUCCAUAUAAACUAAAAACUUUUGUCGCUACUCGAGUAUCAAAGAUACAAACUCUCACAGAAAACUUUCAGUGGAAACAUAUUUCUUCCCAACUGAAUCCUGCUGAUGUAAUAUCUAGAGGUUUGAACCUUCAUGAACUCUUAACCAACGACUUAUGGUGGUGUGGUCCUGACUAUUUACCGGACUCUAAAAAUUAUUCUAGUGUUGAACUUGAUGAGUCUGCAAUUUCAGAUGAACAAUAUCUGACUGAACUUAAAUCACAGUCAAACAUUAGUUUAUCUUCUCCUGCUGUUUUUCAGGAAUGGUUUCACACUUAUAUGUGUUUAGCUCCUUACGAAAUGGAAUAA
Argiope bruennichi is the source of this 3105-nucleotide messenger RNA. RefSeq lists its product as uncharacterized. The coding region runs from base 1 to 3105 and encodes 1034 amino acids. The record is from RefSeq and is a predicted model, not a curated record. Lineage: Eukaryota; Metazoa; Arthropoda; Arachnida; Araneae; Araneidae. The transcript has 3 exons.